UUAGGCAAAGAAGAGUGAGGCAUUCACAGAUAGAAAAAUAGUCUGUGAGGAAAAAUAGAGAGUGUGAGCGAUAUUGUACUGAGGUGGAAAAUCUUAAAAGAGGGUAAUUUCUUUUGAGUGUGUAGUGGUCUUUGGAGUAUUUCACUCACACCUACAAAGUGUAAAAUCCUUACUAUAGUGAUAUCAGUUGCUCCUCUCGGCCUGUGGUUUUUCCCUUUUGGGUUUCCAUAUAAAAAUCUUGGUGUCAUUAUCGCUCUUUUUUAUUCUUGUUGAUUAACCAUAUCACGGCGCUACAUUAUUAUUCCGCUGUAAAUACCGUGAAUAUUAUUUCUGUGGGGGGUUUAUUCCCAACAGAAAGUGUAUAUUGUUGCAUCAUCCAAUGGUUUUCUUCUCUGCAGAAAACAUAGACAUAAGCAGAGAGUUUAUUAUAUUUACAAUCCUGCGACGAGGCAACAUUUGGCUCUCCCUAAAACUCAAAUCUGCAUGGAGAACGACCAAGCUAUUGGAUUUACUUGUAAAGUAGAUGACCCUGAUAAUGAUGUCAUAUCCUUUACUAUGGUUCACUAUGCAAUACCUCGCCGUUGGGAUGAGUUACAGUACACUGUAACGAUUGAAAUUUUCUCUUCUGAGACUAAUGUGUGGGAUGCCCAUGAUCUAAUUCUUGAUGUACCUCUCAGUUUGUACCCUUUUGAUUGGGAUUCAUCAUCAUCAUCAUCAGCAGCAGCAGCUGGUGUCAUCGAAGGAGCAUUCUGUUGGCUCGAUCAGUUUGGAAGACAGAUCACCGUUUAUGAUAGUAUCUAUAAGUGUUUCUGGGCUUUGGAUUUUCCUGAAGAGAUGGUGGAGGGUCUCAAUUGUUUUCUUGGAUUAUCUGGUGGGGCUCUCUAUUUUACAUUGAAUUGUGGGGAUGCCAUCACUGUGUGGCGUCUCGAGAUCCAUAUUCGUAAUCGAGAUGCAGUAUGGAUUAGGAAGUAUGAUGCAAAUGUUGCAGCUACAGUAUGCAGUGUCCGGAGGCCUUUGGACUUGGAGGCGACACUCUUCGUGUCAAGGCGCUUGGGCGUACAGGCUCUCUUCGUGUUGAGGUGCAGAACAUGGUUAUUCAUCCUGUUGUUCCCCACAUCUUUUAUUUGGAUAUAAGAGGCAAGGUUAUUUCUUACGACUUGGAAAUGGAUAUUGCUCAACUUGUGUAUGAUAUUGGAGAACCUUGGCGCAGAACACGACACUACAAAUUAUUUGCUUAUGAGUGGCAUCGAUGGCCACGACUUCUUUAGAUUAUCAAUUAGUGGUGUUGGCUAUUACCUAUUAAUUUGUGUUUC
This is a messenger RNA of Lycium barbarum (goji berry), 1313 nucleotides long. RefSeq lists its product as uncharacterized. NCBI's taxonomy places the organism in Eukaryota, Viridiplantae, Streptophyta, Magnoliopsida, Solanales, Solanaceae. The transcript has a single exon. The coding region runs from base 484 to 1134 and encodes 216 amino acids. The record is from RefSeq and is a predicted model, not a curated record.